GCCGGCCCUCCCCGCUGAAUGGCCGCCCGGCCAGAGCUCCCUGGAAGGCCCCGGCUGGAGUGGCGGGCAGCCCCAGCACCACGGCUGGGCUUCUGAAGAGGGAAGAUGAGCGAGCUCCGCCGGGAGAACUCCAGCAGCUUGCAGAGGAAGAAGCCGCCUUGGCUGAAACUGGACAUUCCGGCUGUCCCGUUCUUGGCUGCAGCAGAGGAACCAGCCGCGCUUCAGCCCUUGAAGCGCCAGGCCUUCCUCCGGAGCGUCAGCAUGCCUGCCGACAACAGCCUCUUCCCUGCCGCCUACAGCGAGGCACGGAGACCUGUCCUGCAGCGACAGACGUCCAUCACCCAGACCAUCUGGAGGGGCACCGCAGACUGGUUUGGCGUCAGCAAGGAGAGCGAUGCCACCCAGAAGUGGCAACGGAAGAGCCUGCGCCACUGCAGCCUGCGCUACGGAAAGCUGAAGCCCCAGGCCCUCCGCGAAAUGGACCUCCCAAGCCAGGACAAUAUCUCCCUGGCCAGCGCGGAGACCCCCCCACCGCUCUAUCUGCCCCCUUGCCCACCUGGCAUGCAGAGAAUAAUCGACCCCCUGGCACGUGGACGGGCCUUCCGAGUGGCGGAGGAUUGUGAUGGCUGCAGUGUGCCCGCCACCCCAGCCACGCCCGGAGCAGCCUCGCUGUGCUCUUUCACCAGCUCUCGCUCUGGCUUUGGCCGCUGGCCUCGGCGGCGGAAAAGGGAGUCAGUGGCCAAGAUGAGUUUCCGAGCAGCUGCAGCGCUAGUGAAGGGCCGUUCCACGAGAGAGGGUACCCUGCGCAGGACACGGCAGCGCAGCUUCACUCCGGCCAGCUUCCUGGAGGAGGAUUUCACCACCACGGAGUUCCCGGAUGAGCUGGACACCUCCUUCUUCGCCAGGGAAGGGGUCCUGCCGGAAGAGCCCUCCACGUAUCCCGAUGAGGUUUUUGAGUCUCCCUCGGAAGCAGCCCUGAGGGUCCCCGAGGCAAAGACUCUGCAGGCUCAGCCAGCCCUCACAGGGGGCGCUCUGGACCGGAGCGAGCUAGAGAGAAGCCACCUGCUCUUCCCCCUGGAGCGUGGCUGGCGGAAACAGAAAGAGGGGGCUUCCGUGCAACCGAAGGUCCGUUUGCGGCAAGAGGUGGUCAGCCUGGGCCUCCAGCGGCGUGGCCAGCGCAUCACCGUCCCUGUCCACAAAUUCUUUUCCAAAGAGAAGCGCCCCUACGGAUUAGGCAUGGUGGGCCGGCUGACCAACCGGACGUACCGCAAGCGCAUCGAUAGCUUUGUGAAGCGGCAGAUUGAGGACAUGGAUGACCACCGGCCGUUCUUCACCUACUGGGUCACCUUUGUGCAUUCACUCAUUACCAUCCUGGCGGUGUCCAUCUACGGGAUUGCUCCCGUGGGGUUUUCGCAGCACGAGACAGUGGACUCGGUCCUGAAAAACCGGGGGAUAUACGAGAACGUGAAAUACGUCCAGCAAGAGAAUUUCUGGAUCGGGCCCAGCUCGGAAGCUCUCAUCCACCUGGGAGCAAAGUUCGCCCCCUGCAUGCGCCAGGACCAGCAGGUGCAGAGGUUCGUCAGCGCCGCCCGGGAGAAGGAGAAACACUCGGCCUGCUGUGUGCGCAACGACAAAUCGGGCUGUGUGCAGACGGCCGAAGAGGAGUGCUCCUCCACUUUGGCCGUGUGGGUGAAGUGGCCAAGUCACCCCAGCACCCCCUUGCUGGCUGGGGGCAAGAGGAAGUUUGGCUCCGUGUGCCACCAAGACCCCAGGGUGUGUGAGCAGCCGGCAUCCAUGGACCCUCACGAGUGGCCCGAUGAUAUCACCAAGUGGCCUAUCUGCACCAACAACAGCGCUGGGAACCACACCAACCACCUGCACAUGGACUGUGUGAUCACCGGGCGGCCCUGCUGUAUCGGCACCAAGGGAAGGUGUGAGAUCACCUCACGGGAAUACUGCACCUUCAUGCACGGUUACUUCCACGAAGAGGCCACGCUCUGCUCCCAGGUGCACUGCAUGGACGACGUCUGCGGCCUCCUCCCCUUCCUCAACCCCGAGGUGCCAGAUCAGGUCUACCGCCUGUGGCUGUCGCUGUUCCUUCAUGCCGGGAUCCUGCACUGCCUUGUAUCCGUCUGCUUCCAGAUGACGAUCUUGCGUGACUUGGAGAAGCUGGCUGGCUGGCACCGCAUUUCCCUGAUCUACUUGUUCAGCGGCAUCACGGGCAACCUAGCCAGCGCGAUCUUCCUCCCCUACCGGGCCGAGGUUGGCCCAGCAGGCUCCCAGUUUGGCAUCUUGGCCUGCCUCUUUGUGGAGCUCUUCCAGAGUUGGCAGAUCCUGGCUAGGCCCUGGAGGGCCUUCUUCAAACUGCUGGCGAUUGUGCUGUUCCUGUUUGCCUUCGGCCUCCUCCCCUGGAUAGACAACUUUGCUCACAUCUGUGGCUUUAUCAGUGGCCUCUUCCUGUCCUUCGCCUUUCUCCCGUACAUCAGCUUUGGCAAAUUCGACCUGUACCGGAAGCGGUGUCAGAUCAUCGUUUUCCAGUCGGUCUUUGUGGGGCUCCUCUCUGGACUGGUGGUGCUGUUUUACUUCUAUCCCAUCCGCUGCCAGUGGUGCGAGGUCCUCACCUGCCUCCCCUUCACCGACAAGUUCUGCGAAAAGUAUGAGCUGGAUGCGCAGCUCCACUGA
Thamnophis sirtalis is the source of this 2682-nucleotide messenger RNA. RefSeq names its product rhomboid 5 homolog 1 (gene RHBDF1). Gene Ontology annotation, cellular component: endoplasmic reticulum membrane. Gene Ontology annotation, biological process: regulation of protein secretion; regulation of epidermal growth factor receptor signaling pathway. The record is from RefSeq and is a predicted model, not a curated record. Lineage: Eukaryota; Metazoa; Chordata; Lepidosauria; Squamata; Natricidae. Gene Ontology annotation, molecular function: serine-type endopeptidase activity.